AUGUCUACUUCUUCUGGCGCAAGCGACUCUUGGAUCUCCUCUUUCUGUUCACUGCUUGGUCACGAGUAUUUUGCGGAAGUGACGGAGGAUUUCAUAGAAGAUGACUUUAAUCUUACAGGCCUACAAAAUCAGGUUCCCAUGUAUAAAGAGGCUCUAGAGAUGAUUUUAGACGUGGAGCCAGAAGAUGACGAUGACGAGGAGGACGAGGAGGAAGAAGAGGAAGAGGAAGACGACGAUGACGAUAUCGCUAUGAGAGACGAGAAUGGAAACAGGAUAAGAUCUUCGUUUGCAACGUCUCGGCAUGAACGAAGGAUAAAUCGCCUGGCUAACGACCUAUCGGUUAUCGAGUCAUCAGCAGAGCUUCUAUAUGGGUUGAUACACCAGCGCUUCAUUACCUCCCGGCAGGGAAUGCAGAUUAUGGCAGACAAGUAUGAGGCCCAACACUUCGGCUACUGCCCUCGAGUCUUUUGUAACCAGGCUCGCGUGCUACCGGUAGGAUGCUCCGACAUACCGGGUCGAGAAACAGUAAAACUGUUUUGUCCAAGUUGUCUUGAUGUCUACACACCACCGAACAGUCGUUUUCAAUCUGUGGACGGCGCAUUCUUCGGAACGACCUUCGGCUGCCUCUUCUUCAUGACCUUCCCCGACUUUGAUCUCUCCCAGAAAGAAGACUCUUUAGGUCUGUCGACAACCCACUCCGCUUUUGCUCUUCCCGGCGACACCAAUCAUCAGCCUGCUGUAGAACAGAACAAUCACAAACAUUCACGCUCGUCCUCCCUCACGACGACUCCAACUACCGCCACCGCGCCACCAAACUCCUUGCUCCAAAACACAACCACCAACCUUACAAGCGAAGAACAGCCUCUACCCCCUCAGCCACCCACCCUCAACGGUGUUGCCACAACAAAUGUAGCCCCUGGUCUUGGUAAGGGCAAAAUCUACGAACCCCGCAUUUACGGCUUCCGAGUCUCUGAACACGCGCUCACAGGCCCUCGAAUGAAAUGGCUUCGUUCGCGACCAAGAGACAUGAACGAGCUAGACGAGCGGAGAAAGUACGUGGAAAUGUACGGGGAUCCGGACGAUGACGGGCAUGACGGAGGAGAAGGCGGCGGAAAUGUGAACGGAGCGGUAGAUCCAUCGGCAGGGAUUGGGCGCAGGAAGAAAGCUGCCGUGCGGACGCGAAGAAGAGGCAACGCUGGGGAAGGGUCAGUUGCUGUGGCCAAUGGAGCCAGCGGUGCGGGGACUGGGACGGCCGGCGUUGGAUGA
Bacidia gigantensis is the source of this 1266-nucleotide messenger RNA. RefSeq lists its product as uncharacterized. Gene Ontology annotation, molecular function: protein kinase regulator activity. The record is from RefSeq and is a predicted model, not a curated record. The transcript has a single exon. The coding region runs from base 1 to 1266 and encodes 421 amino acids. Gene Ontology annotation, cellular component: cytoplasm; protein kinase CK2 complex. NCBI's taxonomy places the organism in Eukaryota, Fungi, Ascomycota, Lecanoromycetes, Lecanorales, Ramalinaceae.